Messenger RNA from Talaromyces rugulosus, 723 nucleotides. RefSeq lists its product as uncharacterized. Gene Ontology annotation, molecular function: acyltransferase activity, transferring groups other than amino-acyl groups. The coding region runs from base 1 to 723 and encodes 240 amino acids. The transcript has 3 exons. The record is from RefSeq and is a predicted model, not a curated record. NCBI's taxonomy places the organism in Eukaryota, Fungi, Ascomycota, Eurotiomycetes, Eurotiales, Trichocomaceae.
AUGGCUUUUGAAUUUGCUGAAGUCACUUCAGAUGGUGAUUUUAGCGAACUAAUUCCUCUUUUAUGGCGCGCCUACUCUACAGAGCCUCGCGUCACACCACUUCCCCUCACAUUCCCUGCCGACGAUGACGGCGCCGCAGCGCGUGAAAAACAGGUGGCUCAAUGCCAGGCAGCCAUGAUGCACAUGCACCGCUCAGAUCCGACCAGUCACUGGCUCAAAGUGACUAAUGUAGCCACUGGCAAAAUUAUCGCUGGUUGCCGUUGGCACAUCCAUGAGGAAAAUCCGUAUUCGAAUGCUCCUGACAAGCCGUUCUGUAUCCCCUUUUGGCCUGAAGGAGAUCGCAAAAAAUACGCAGAGAAAAUCGUAGGCGCCAUUGUCCAGCCUCGAAAAACCCGUUAUCAAAAACCACACCUGAGUCUCCAGGUUAUCUUCACUGAUCCCGACUAUCGUAAUCUUGGUGCCGGUAGGAUGAUGAUGGAAUGGGGUACAAAGAAAGCAGAUGAAAUGGGUCUGGAAUCUUUUGUGGAGGCAUCCCACCUUGGGUCGCUGUUGAACCAGAAGUUUGGGUUUAUUACCGUGACUAAAGAACUGGUCGAUACACAUGUUCCAGACGCGAGUGAUGAAUGGAAAGAUAUGGAGACGCGAUUUCCACCUCCUCCCGUUUACUGCAUGUGGCGGCCCGUUGGAGGUCAAUAUGAAGAAAAUAUGUCUUUGCCUUGGUAA